AUGGAAGUACCUCCUGAAUUAAAAUACAUCACACCUUAUAUUCAACGUAGUCAAGAAUUACUAUCAAGGGAACCUGUUGUGGCAUACUAUGCUCAGUAUUAUGCUGCAAAACUCGCCAUUAGCAGAGGCCCUCGUACAAAAGAAACAAAUGAGUACUUGUCUCACUUGCUUGACUCUCUAGAGACUCAAAAGAAAAGCUUAGGUGACAAUGAAGCUGUUACAAACGACCUGGUUGGUUAUGCUCAUAUUGAAAACUUUGCUUUAAAGAUAUUUUUAAAUGCAGAUAACGAAGACAGAGCUGGAAAGGCAAGCAAAAAGACAGCAAAGACUUUCUUGGCUGCAUCUGUCUUUUUAGAGCUUUUAAAGACAUUUGGGGAUAUUGAUUCUGAAGUUGAAGCAAAAAUCAAAUAUGCAAAAUGGAAGGCAACCGAUAUUAUGAAAGCUCUACGUGAAGGACGUCAACCCACAGCUGGUCCACCAAUAGAUGAGUCAGAACAACAAGAGCAAGUUCCUUCUAUCUCAGAAUUUCCAAGCCCUCCAUCAAAUUUCACUGCACCUCUGCCAUCCGCAAACAGUCAGCUACCUAAUGUGCCCGCUACACCUGCUGCACCUGUUGUACCUGCCGUCACCGCUCCACCCCCUGUGCCAGCUGCUGCACCCGCGCCUGCCCCUAUUCCCUCUUCCUUACCCGUACAAUCACCUGUACCUACUAUGACAGUACCUCAGGUUUCAAAUAUGGAUAUUCCAUCCGCUCAAAAGCAUGCCAACACGUCUAGAGUUAUUGGCAGCAUUGAAUGCGAUUGGAUUCAAUAA
This is a messenger RNA of Rhizopus microsporus ATCC 52813, 813 nucleotides long. Its product is annotated as DUF605-domain-containing protein. Gene Ontology annotation, cellular component: multivesicular body. NCBI's taxonomy places the organism in Eukaryota, Fungi, Mucoromycota, Mucoromycetes, Mucorales, Rhizopodaceae. Gene Ontology annotation, biological process: late endosome to vacuole transport via multivesicular body sorting pathway. The record is from RefSeq and is a predicted model, not a curated record. Bases 1 to 813 code for a protein of 270 amino acids. The transcript is spliced from 6 exons.